This is a messenger RNA of Neomonachus schauinslandi (Hawaiian monk seal), 1206 nucleotides long. RefSeq names its product SPT3 homolog, SAGA and STAGA complex component (gene SUPT3H). The coding region runs from base 55 to 1176 and encodes 373 amino acids. Gene Ontology annotation, molecular function: transcription coactivator activity; protein heterodimerization activity. Gene Ontology annotation, biological process: transcription by RNA polymerase II. Lineage: Eukaryota; Metazoa; Chordata; Mammalia; Carnivora; Phocidae. The record is from RefSeq and is a predicted model, not a curated record. The transcript is spliced from 12 exons.
ACAUUCUCCACGCGGGACGUGCCGCCGUGCCUACAAGUGUUCUUUAAAUCAGAGAUGAAUAAUACUGCAGCCAGCCCAAUGUCUACUGCUACUUCAAGUAGUGGAAGAAGUACAGGGAAGUCUGUAAGCUUUGCAGCAGAGUUACAGAGUAUGAUGUUUUCUUUAGGUGAUGCUAGGAGGCCUCUACAUGAAACAGCAGUUUUGGUAGAAGACGUGGUACACACACAGUUAAUUAAUCUGUUACAGCAAGCCGCUGAAGUUUCUCAGCUUCGGGGAGCAAGGGUAAUCUCCGCUGAAGACCUUCUGUUUUUGAUGCGCAAAGAUAAGAAGAAGCUUAGAAGACUCCUAAAGUACAUGUUUUUCCGAGACUACAAAUCCAAGAUUGUCAAGGGCAUAGAUGAGGAUGACCUUCUGGAAGACAAACUGAGUGGCAGCAAUAAUGCAAACAAAAGACAGAAAAUCGCCCAAGACUUUCUCAGCUCUAUUGACCAAACAGGAGAACUCCUGGCAAUGUUUGAAGAUGAUGAGAUUGAUGAAGUUAAACAAGAAAGAAUGGAGAGAGCAGAAAGACAAACUCGAAUUAUGGAUUCAGCCCAAUAUGCAGAAUUCUGUGAAAGUCGACAAUUAAGUUUCUCCAAAAAGGCCUCCAAAUUUCGAGACUGGUUGGACUGCAGCAGUAUGGAGAUAAAACCCAAUGUUGUCGCAAUGGAAAUUUUAGCGUAUUUAGCAUAUGAAACAGUGGCACAGUUAGUGGACCUGGCUCUUCUUGUGAGGCAGGACAUGGUAACCAAGGCAGGAGACCCCUUCAGCCAUGCCAUUUCUGCAACCUUCAUUCAGUAUCACAACUCUGCUGAGGGGUCUUGCAUGAAGUCCUACCCAGAGUCCCCUGAGAACACACCUCCUCCUACACCGACUGCUCCAUCAUCUGGAUCACAGCACUCAGGGAAAACCACAUCAGGAUCCCUAGGGAAUGGGAGUGCUGGACAAGACUCAGCUAAAACCAAGCAAAGGAAAAGAAAAAAGAGCACUGCGGCCUGUGGUGUUGAGGCUCACAGCGAUGCCAUCCAGCCCUGCCACAUCAGAGAGGCCGUUCGACGCUACGGCCACAAGAUUGGCCCCCUUUCCCCAUUCACAAGUGCCUACCGCAGGAAUGGGAUGGCUUUUCUGGCCUGCUGAUGGGACUGUGACUGUAACAACAGGAAAGGC